GCGUUCGCGGAAGUCUCGCGAUGUUGACCCUCUGGGUUUAAAGGCUCUGUACGGGUUUUUAGAUUUGUUAGUUCGUAAAACUAGCGCCCUAUUUCAGGGCUUUCGCAAGUGAUGUCAGCCAGUGGGACAAGGGGCGGAUCUGGGGUGCCCACUGCCCACGAGAGCCAACUCUUCAGCGUGUCUGAAAAGAAUGAAACAUGGAUAAUGAAUUUACCCAAAGUUGGAAAGAAUCAGCGGGCAGUCAGGAAAUGGAGAGAAGAUUAGAAGAAAAGCUUAGGAUUAGUCAAAAAGAGAAAGUGUCCAGUACUAUCUCUACAAGGUCACCAUUGAAGACGGCCAUCGUGAUCCAGGAGAACUCUUCCCAUUCAGCCCCCCUGCCCCAGAUCCGCAUUCUGAAACGUCCCUCUAGUAACGGGUCAUCCGGGUUAUCCCAGGGUCAGAACCGGCCUGCGCCACAGGUCAAGUCCCUGGCCCAACGGGAGGCGGAAUACGCCGAGGCCAGGAAGAGAAUAUUGGGCAGUGCCGGUCCUGAAGACACUCCCCAGGAAAAGCCAAACACAGAACGACCAGGGCAUACAAAUUCUACCCCACCUCCGGAGGACCGAUCAAACAAUCAUGCUGUACGCCAACCAGCAGGCCCUGAUGGCUCGCAAGGCUUUCGCCAAAAAAGAUAAAGUGACAAGGGGCCUUCCUGCCACGAGGAGAUUGAAUGAAUGGCUAGGUCCCCAUUCAGAAAGGUUUUUAAAAAACAAUUUCCUCAAAUUCCAUUGUAUGGGAUCUGCUGUGAAUCUGAAUGCAUAUUUCCUGCCCUCUCAUGGUUUCCACUGCUAAUGUGUGGAAUGGCAUGUAGGGCCCCACACCCACUGUUUAACACUGUGAUAUGAACAUAUUUUGCUCACUGUGAUGAUCCCUUUAAGGACCCCACUCUACACCAAUGUUGCCCACGGAGUCCCCUCCUCUGCCCAAAGUGAGUCUUAGAACUGGCCUCUGGCAAACCAAUGGCCUGCCAUGUGUGAGGCUAAUCUGGAUAUCAGCAAUGGACAAUUUCUUAUGGAAAUACUGAAAGCAGGGCAUGCCUAAGAACUGAUCAGAAAUGUUUUGUGAAGGAAGCAAAGAAAUGGUGGUUCAUGAUACCAGCUUCACCAAGCAAUAAUACUAGAGAUUUCAAUGCCCUUUUCUCCACAGCCCACAUCCUUAUGUUUUUAUUUUGUCAGUGUUUUGUCUCGUUUGGUUUUUAUUUAGAUUUUGGUUAUUGUCUAUGAUGGAAUGUGUACAUUGCCAUUUUAAUUUUAUAGAGGGUAAGGGAGAUAUGUGGCAGUUGAGUUGAUGGUUGUCUUUUUUUUUUAAAGAUUUUUCUAGUGUCUUAGACUAUCCUGAUUUUCUAUUUAAAAAUGAAAACAUUUAAUUAAACAGUACAACAUCAACAAAUGGAGAUAAUUGUAGAUAUUGUUCCAUUUCAAGCUGUUUUGUUUGCCUUUUUGUAUGACGAUUCUUUGGUGAUAUCAGUGCAGUGUUUUAAUCAACAUAAACCAUAAAUCUCCAUUUUAAGUCAUUCUGUAAAUAUCGGUUCAUUUAAAUUCAGCUGUAGAUAGUGUAUUGGUGCUGUUAUGAAAUAAAUGGGGCUUGGGGUGCAUAUGGAAAAUAAAUGUAGGUUUCCGGUGUACUCUCAACGCCUUUCCAGCCCCCAUAUCAAUUGUGUUUUUCAUGUUGUUGGAACUCAGGUGCUGAGGAGACUGAAAUGAUUGUCAAAGACUAGAAAGAGUCAAGUGCAAAGAAAAAGAGGCUGAUGUUUAUAAUAAAGCUUGAGUACCUACUUUCA
Esox lucius (northern pike) is the source of this 1819-nucleotide messenger RNA. RefSeq names its product SUZ RNA binding domain containing 1 (gene szrd1). NCBI's taxonomy places the organism in Eukaryota, Metazoa, Chordata, Actinopteri, Esociformes, Esocidae. The transcript is spliced from 4 exons. The coding region runs from base 198 to 674 and encodes 158 amino acids. The record is from RefSeq and is a predicted model, not a curated record.